Gambusia affinis (western mosquitofish) is the source of this 5893-nucleotide messenger RNA. It is a transcript of the gene fmnl2a, whose product is annotated as formin-like 2a. The coding region runs from base 565 to 3822 and encodes 1085 amino acids. Gene Ontology annotation, cellular component: cytosol. Gene Ontology annotation, molecular function: actin filament binding; small GTPase binding. The transcript has 26 exons. Lineage: Eukaryota; Metazoa; Chordata; Actinopteri; Cyprinodontiformes; Poeciliidae. Gene Ontology annotation, biological process: cortical actin cytoskeleton organization; regulation of cell shape; cell migration. The record is from RefSeq and is a predicted model, not a curated record.
CUUAGCUACGGGUUUGGGAGCUACGCCCCAAGAUGAAGUGAGAGGCUUGGCCCCGUCAAAGGGCUCCCUGAGAGUCCCCUCCUUCCUCCUCCUUAACAUGCUGGUCAGCAGUGCAGGGAUUAGGAAAGCCAGCUCCGCUCAGGAACUACAGACACACCGGGGAUUGAAAUAAGCGUGAAUCAUGCCCGUCGUCAUCUGUGUCGGCUGGGAGCGUAGCCGAAAUUGUGAAAGAUACGGAUAAUACUAGGAGGAGGAGGAGAGGUGGAAAGAGUCACGCUCCCAGGUCUCUUCCUUGUGGAAAAUGCCUCUUCGGGGACUCCGCUGCUGCUGCUCGGACCCGUCGGAUUAUGCCGCCCACCUCUCGUGUGUUUUAUUUUAAACAAGAAGACGAAGAAGAAGAAGAAGCAGUGACCUGGUUAAGAGCCGCAUAAACAGGCAGAAAACGUUAGGGCGUGUGGGAUAUACUUUCAAUAAAUUGCGAGGGAUUUUCAUCGAGAGUUAACAAGAAGGAAAAAAAGUUGUGGCCGCUUGCUGGUGUUUUAUAUAUAUAAAAAAGGAGCAAACAUGGGAAACGCAGGGAGCAUUGACCAGCACACCGACCACCGACACAACAUGCCCCUGAAACUGCCCAUGCCAGAGUCGGGGGAGCUGGAGGAGAGGUUCGCACACGUUCUGAACUCAAUGAAUCUUCCUCCAGACAAGGCCCGACUGCUGCGACAAUAUGAUAAUGAAAAGAAAUGGGAACUAAUCUGCGAUCAGGAGCGAUUUCAAGUGAAGAACCCACCUCACACGUAUCUCCAGAAGCUAAGGAGUUAUCUAGACCCUGCAGUGACACGAAAGAAAUUCAGACGGAGGGUACAAGAGUCCACCCAAGUCCUGAGAGAACUGGAAAUUUCGUUGCGGACCAAUCAUAUAGGGUGGGUGAGGGAGUUCUUAAAUGAAGAGAACAAAGGCCUAGAUGUGCUGGUUGAGUACCUUUCAUUUGCGCAGUACGCUGUCACUUAUGAUGGUGACUGCUUGGAAAACAAUGCAGAUGUUAUGAUGGACAAGUCCAAGACUUGGGGCCGGUCUAUAGAGGACCUGCAUGGAGGGGGUACCCUGCCAGCCCACAUCACGGGGAAUGGCAUCACUCGGGGCGGGCGGCACUCCACGUUACGCUGCAGCACACUGCCGAGCAGGAGAACACUGAAAAACUCCAGGCUUGUCUGUAAAAAGGACGACGUCCAUGUUUGCAUCAUGUGCCUACGUGCCAUCAUGAACUAUCAGUAUGGCUUCAACAUGGUCAUGUCACACCCACAUGCUGUGAAUGAAAUUGCACUAAGUCUCAACAAUAAAAAUCCACGAACCAAAGCUCUGGUGUUGGAGCUCCUGGCGGCAGUUUGUCUCGUGAGAGGAGGCCAUGAAAUUAUUCUCUCUGCCUUUGAUAACUUCAAGGAGGUAUGCGUGGAGUCACAGCGGUUUGAGAAGCUGAUGGAGUACUUCAAGAAUGAAGACAACAACAUUGACUUCAUGGUUGCAUGUAUGCAGUUCAUCAACAUUGUUGUGCACUCAGUGGAGGACAUGAACUUUAGAGUUCACCUACAGUAUGACUUCACCAAGCUGGGCUUGGAUGACUACUUGGAUAAACUGAAGCAUACAGAGAGCGAUAAGCUCCAGGUCCAGAUCCAGGCCUACUUGGAUAACGUGUUUGAUGUUGGAGCGCUGCUUGAGGAUGCGGAGACCAAAAAUGCUGCCCUGGAGCGAGUGGAGGAGCUGGAGGAGAACAUGUCGCAUAUGACAGAGAAGUUGCAGGACAUGGAGAAUGAAGCUAUGGCCAAGAUUGUGGAGCUGGAAAAACAGCUGAUGACGAGGAACAAGGAACUUGAAGCCAUCAAAGAAGUCUACAAAGACUCCACCUCGCAGAUUCACUCGCUGAGGCUGAUGCUUAAAGAGAAGGAGGAGGCCAUCCAGCGCCAGAGUAAGCUGGAGAAGAAGAUCCACGAGCUGGAAAAGCAGGGAACCAUUCGGAUCCAGAAGAAGGGAGAUGGAGAUAUCUCAAUCUUGCCUUCUUCGCUGCCUGGUGUGGAGGGUCUGCCGGGUGCCAUGGUGGGAGCAAACGGGAUGGCUGCCUGUCAGAACAAUGCAGGAGUUGCAGGAGGCAUGUUUUCUGUACCUGCUCCUCCACCUCCUCCGCCGCCAGUCAACGGGCAAUUAUCAAAUGGACCAUCGAUGGAAAUUCCCGCUGUAGCUGCCCCACCUCCACCGCCGCCACCCCCUCCACCGCCGCCGCCCCCCGGGCUCCCGUCAGAGAUUUCUGCCCCUCUGCCUCCUCCACCUCCACCUAUGGCGCCCCCGCUUCCCGGCUCUGGGACGCCCACUGUGAUCAUGAAUUCAGGAUUGGCAGCCGUUAAGAUCAAGAAACCCAUCAAGACGAAGUUCCGCAUGCCUGUCUUCAACUGGGUAGCUCUGAAACCAAAUCAGAUCAACGGGACCGUCUUCAACGAGAUCGAUGACGAGAGGAUACUCGAGGACCUGAAUGUUGAUGAGUUUGAGGAGAUAUUUAAGACUAAAGCUCAGGGCCCAUCCAUCGACCUCACCAUGAGCAAGCAGAAGGUCACUCACAAGGGACCCAACAAGGUGGCCCUGCUGGACUCCAACAGGGCAAAGAACCUGGCUAUCACACUGAGGAAAGUGGGCAAGACGACUGAGGAGAUCUGCAAGGCCAUUCAGCUAUUCGACCUGCGGACUCUGCCGGUAGAUUUUGUGGAGUGUCUGAUGCGCUUCCAGCCCACCGAGAACGAGGUCAAAAUCCUGCGACAGUUCGAGAAGGAGCGCAAGCCUCUGGAGAGCCUGACUGACGAGGACCGCUUCAUGAUGCAGUUCAGCAAGAUCGAGCGGCUCAUGCAGAAGAUGACCAUCAUGGCCUUCAUCGGAAACUUCAGCGAAAGCGUGCAGAUGCUCACGCCGCAACUUCAUGCCGUCAUUGCAGCGUCUGUGUCCAUCAAGUCAUCUCAGAAGUUAAAGAAGAUUUUAGAGAUUAUUUUGGCACUUGGAAACUACAUGAACAGCAGCAAAAGAGGAGCAGUGUAUGGAUUCAAGCUGCAGAGUUUAGAUUUGCUUCUUGAUACCAAGUCAACUGACCGGAAAAUGACCUUGCUGCACUACAUCGCCAACGUGGUCAAAGAGAAAUACCCACAAGUGUCUCUGUUCCACAAUGAGUUGCACUAUAUUGAAAAGGCAGCAGCAGUGUCGCUGGAGAAUGUCCUGCUGGACGUUAAGGAGCUGCAAAGAGGCAUGGAGCUGACCAGGAGAGAGUACAGCAUGCACGGUCACAACACCAUGCUUAAAGACUUCAUCACACACAACGAGAGCAAGCUGAAAAAGUUGCAGGAUGAUGCCAAAAUUGCACAGGACGCCUUUGAUGAGGCUGUGAAGUUCUUCGGAGAGAACUCUAAGACGACGCCGCCAUCUGUUUUCUUCCCAGUGUUUGUGCGAUUUGUGAAAGCCUACAGGCAAGCGGAGGAGGACAAUGAGCAGAAGAAGCGGCAGGAGCAGCUCAUGAUGGAGAAACUUCUAGAACAGGAGGCUAUGAUGGAGGAAGACCAGAAGUCUCCCUCCCAUAAAAGCAAGCGGCAGCAGCAGGAACUGAUCCAGGAGCUCAGGAGGAAGCAGGUGAAGGACAGCCGUCACGUCUACGAGGGCAAAGACGGCACCAUCGAGGACAUCAUCACGGAUUUGAGGAAUCAGCCUUACAGGCGAGCGGACGCCGUGCGGAGGAGCGUCAGAAGGCGCUACGACGAUCAGAACCUGCGGCCGGUGAACAAUGGAGAAGUGGUCAUGUGACGAGGGGAAACAGAGGACGUGCAGGAGAGGAUGGGAGGAGAGGAACGUGGAUGGAUGGUGGGAAGGAAAGUCCGAUGCAGAGCAAAGGAUAUCGGGUGUUUGUAGCAAAUAACGAGAGGACUAUAUAUGCGCUAAUAUCAAACAAUGAAGGACUGAGACGUGUUUGGGACCGAAUUUAGCGUAGAAAUCAAGCCAAGUGCCUGAACUUUUUUGUUUUGUGAUCUUUUUUUGUCUUCUGUGUGAAUAUUUUAAUUAUACCCCCAGUUCCCCGGUACCCUUAAGCAAUACACCUUGAGUUGGCUUUAAUGUUGAUAAGAUAUAAAACUUGACAUGCAGUGGCCUUAGGAGCCAUGUGAAACAGUUAUCCUGGAAAAACUACCUUAGAAUGUACUGGAAGUUUUUGGCCCUUUCCUCUGUUUCUUAACUUUUGACACAUUCCGGUGCUCUCAUUCAAUCCCCACAAACCUUUUUUAAUCAUCUCAUUCAUCUUUUAAUAAAUCGGGGUGAGCUGGCAUGAGGAAAGUGAGCAAAAUGUAUUUAAGACUAUAUUUUUACUAAAAUAUGUUUUAAAAAAAGAAAAAAUAUGUUGGGGGGGGGAACCCACUCUAAUGUGAACUGUAUUUAUUGCAGACAUCUACAUACUUUCUGCAGCGCCUGGCAAAAGUAUUCGUACUGCUUAAACUUUUUGUUUUUAUUUGGAAUUUAUGUUAUAGAUCAACACAAAGUGGUGUGUAUUUGAAGCAUGGUUUUAGAAAUAACUUGAUGUAAAAAAUCUCAAAAGUGUGGCAUGCAUUUGUUUUCAUGUGCCCCAGGCAAAUUCUUUGUAGAGCCCAUUUUAGCAGCAAGUCUUUUGAGGCAUGUCUGAAGCAGCGCAACAUGCCAAUUUUUAGAUGGUCCCUGCUUAAGAAAAGCAUCCCACACAAUAAUGCUGCCACUACCAUGUUCCAGACUGUUGAUAAGAGUUCAGGGUUUAUUAACGUUACUGGCCUUCCGGAUAUAUAUGUAUAUUUAAAAUCUAAAAAUUAUGCAUCCUUAUUUUAUUUUAUUUUUUUCAAUUUCGCAAUUGCGCACAAAUUUGUGUUGAUCUAUUGUUUAAAAUCCUAAUAACGUGUCAGAUUUGGGAUGCAAACACUUUUGCAAGACACUGCAUAUUUGCUGUUAUAUUCAAUGAAAGAUUUUGUAGUUUUUAACUGAGAACCAUUCCUACUUUAGCUUCAAUUUAAAUAUUUGCUUUAGUUUUAAACCAACAGCCUUUUCUGUGGUUUUGGGAACAACUAAAGAGAACUUUAAGCCUAUAAAGCAACAUUACGCAUUUCCUACGAUGUUCUUAAACUACCCCACACAAUGACUUUAGUAAAACUUGAUACAAUUGAACAAUAAGUUGCUACUGUCUUCUCACUUUACUGUAUUUUUAAUGUAUAGUAUUUAACCACUGAAACAAAACCAUUGAAGCUUUUCAUAUUGUGUGUUCGUCAUUAAAAGCAUGACCACACAAAAGUUUCCUGUACAGAUAUUUUUCUACAAUUUCUUUUUUUUAAACUUACUUUGUCAGAUGGUUAAUAAUGUACAUACUGUUAAAACAAGUAUUCUUUGCCUUGUGCUAUACAACUUUGAAUGUUACUUUAACUUAUAGUUUUUUUUCCAGUUUUUGUGUAUUUAAAUAAGCCAAAUGCAGGCAUAAAUUCACAAUAGUAUGUUUUAAUCAGAAUUUUUCACUGUUGCACAGAAGGCACAGGAUUGUUACGUUUGUUUGGGUUGCAGGUGCAUCACUGCUAAAUGCUCAGAUAUAAAAACAUUAACACAUUUCAGCUGAAUGGCCACACUAACCAUUAAAACUAUUAGUUGGCCUGUAAUGAACUGACAGAGCGAUACUGCGUCCUGUUAAAGACAGUGCUACUCUGCUUGUUUUUCUCUCAGCUUCACUGCGUUUGAUUAGAUGAUGCUUCCAACUGGGUACUAGUGGGAUUUUCUCCUCUUACCACAACUGUAUUGUAGACAGGUCUUAGUUCUAAAUAACCCUUUUUUAAGAAUAUGUGAUAUGAGAUUUUCAAGAUAUAAAAUAAACUAUUUA